Messenger RNA from Cydia splendana, 2085 nucleotides. RefSeq lists its product as uncharacterized. Lineage: Eukaryota; Metazoa; Arthropoda; Insecta; Lepidoptera; Tortricidae. Gene Ontology annotation, cellular component: intracellular membrane-bounded organelle. The coding region runs from base 124 to 1470 and encodes 448 amino acids. The record is from RefSeq and is a predicted model, not a curated record. Gene Ontology annotation, molecular function: peptidyl-prolyl cis-trans isomerase activity. The transcript is spliced from 2 exons. Gene Ontology annotation, biological process: protein peptidyl-prolyl isomerization.
UGUGUACAUAACAGUGAUGUGGCAGACCUCGUCCAACUAAGUUUAGUUACGGUAGUUAGUUAGUUACGGGAAUGUGAACACUAGUGACCCUAGUGUGGGAACGAGCGGAAAAGCCGGAAAAGGAUGGCCGGUGAAAUGGCGCACUCUCCGCCCCCAGGUUCGAUUGAGGAGCUGGCCCGCUGCCCCAACUGUCACCGCGCCUUCAACGAGGCCGAGUACGAGCCCAAGCUUCUCCAGUGCCGACACUACUUCUGUCUCACUUGCACCCGCCACGUCCUCGGCGCCGGGAGGGAGAUAUAUUGCGUGCAUUGCUGGAAGCGAACCGUACCGCCUGGAGGAUUGGUUGAGCAUUUGCCGACUCAUGCACCAGUUUUGGCUUUGGCCCUACGGCUUCAGAAUCAAGAGUCAGAUGCGUUGUCGGUUGAAGAGCAGGAUGUAUGCGCUCCGCAUGUGAUGCCAGCGCUCUGGUGUGCUACAUGCAAUGUGCUCGCAUGCCGUGCGUGCACUGAGCAUGCCCCGCAUAUGCUCCGUCCAGCGGCGGAAGUCCGAGCGAUGCUACUCCGAGACGCGAGGGCAUUGCAUUCAGAAUUGACCCAGCUAGCGGAACGCCAGCGGAACUCGCUGCUUCGAGCUUUAGACGCAGCCACUGCCCUCAAAUUGAGGCUAGAAGGGGAAUUAGCCUCGCCGGUCGUCGAAUCAGAGCCAUCAGCAAAUGUAGCGUUGCCGGUUAUUGCCGCUGAACGUGAUCGCUUGAAAGCGCUAUACGAUCGAACCCUGAUCAACUGUCGGUUGGAUGAUUUAGCGCGCUGCUCACUAGCGCCAGUCAAUUUCGAUUUGCUGAGGAAUGCUUUGGCGGCGGCUGAGGUACCAGGGCCGCCGGAAGCGAUCGAUCCGGUGCUUUUCUUAGCCAACUACUGUAUGGCGCAACUAUUCGCUCGCUCGCUGACCGCAGCCGCGCCUCCGUCCCCUUCAACAAGACCUCACUUCUUCUUCGCGCUGGAAAUAGACGGAGCCCCUGCAGGCCGUGUGGUCAUCGCUUUACGAGAGGACGCGGCGCCGCGUAUGUCACGCAACUUUGCAGCUUUAGCUACAGGGGAGCUCGGUGUGGGCUAUCGUGGCUGCUGCGUUUUCCAAUGCUGGGACGGCGAGAGCGUUAUAACUGGAGAUUUCGAACUAAACAACGGUCGCGGCGGACGGAGCGUUUACGCUGAAGGGUACUUCAUGCCGGAUGAUUCUCGGCUGCCAGCUGUGCGCGGUUCUGUAGGUAUGCGUCGCUCGCAGAAGCGGCACGAUAUGCUCGGAUUGGUCGGCUCCCAGUUUAGGAUCAUACUGCGUGAGAUGCGGGGUUUCUCGGCGAUCUUCGGGAAUGUUGUCGAAGGCCUGGAGAUUGUCGACCGGCUCAGCAGCACAGGUGACCUGGCCGGCAAGCCUCACAGCUCCAUAUUUAUCUCCAACUGCGGCCGCCUCUAAUUUCUACCUCUACUUUUCGCGGACCGACUUCUACGGUCGGCGCUAUUUUUAUAGACGUUUUUGAAGUAUUUUGAGCUUGUUGUGGUUCGGUUGCCACUUAAAUACAUAUAUAUUUUGUUAUCGAUGUGACCGAGGCCCAGCCUCACGUGGCUAUAGUUAGUGUAAGUAUUAAAGUCAAUGUAACGGCCCGCUUUAAGGUAAGAGAUAUAUUUUCACGCGGCGCCGCUAAGGGUCUAAGACUGUGAUGUAGGCUUUACGGAGAGGAACGACUAGAUUGUUAUAUUUUAUCGUGUUUAUCAGGGUACUUCCCAUUGAACUAAUAAAGUCGUUUAGUAGUAUUUAAAUUCGUAUUUCCAUCGAAUGGAGUUAUAAUGGGAGGUAGCCUUCCUAAGCAGUGUCGUUUGCAUCGACCGUGUAGAUACCAUUCACACUGUUAACUGACAAAUCGUAAUUCUUGUUGCAAAGACUAACCCGCUUAUUCAUAAAACUUUACGUGCCUGAUUUAGUUAAAUCAUGUUUUAUUCCUUUCUUACAAAUACAUACGUCAAAAUGACAGAUAAAGACAAACGAUUCAUAGCUAAUUCAGGCCAGUAACGCGUUUCUGAAUAACGCCAU